Molecule: messenger RNA, 8452 nt
Organism: Leucoraja erinaceus (little skate)
Lineage: Eukaryota; Metazoa; Chordata; Chondrichthyes; Rajiformes; Rajidae
Product: inactive ubiquitin carboxyl-terminal hydrolase 54-like
Exons: 22
Coding region: 1058-6418 (1786 amino acids)
Biological process (GO): protein deubiquitination
Molecular function (GO): cysteine-type deubiquitinase activity
Source: RefSeq, a predicted model, not a curated record
CUGCGACCGCCUCUCCCUCCCUCACGACGGUCCGCGCCGUCCGUCCGUCCGUCCGUCCGCGCCAAAGUUCUGUCCGCUCGCGAGAGGCGGGCGCCGCGCUGCGGGCCAACGGCCGCCACGUCUCGCGAUGCUUUCCCCGCCGGUCCUGGCCAUCGCAUUCGCACAGUCGCUGCGGGCGGGCGGGCGGACCAGCCGACCGGCGGAGCGCGUCCAUCUUAACAGAUUUUUGUCCUAUAAACUGUAGCUGAUCUGAACAAUUUAGCAGAAGAACAGACCACUGGGUAAGAGAGAGACUGGUCAGAGUGUACAGACAUAGCCCACGUAAGCUUCAAAUACUCGAUUAAUGAUCCAGAAAAGGAUUAAGUAACAUUUUGGAGCUUCUGGCUGCUGCUUUAAAGCAGUGAAUUCAUAGCCAUCGUAUCAAGGAAGCUUAAUCAAAGGCAGAACGCUGAACAAAUAAGGAAUACAUGAUGCAACAGUUAAUGAAGUGUUCUGGCUGAACCUGACGUGUUUGCAUCUUUCAGAGAUCGCCGUGCUGUUUAACAAUAUUUGAAUAACUCUGUGCUGAACUCGGAAGUUCGGUAUACUUCUAUUGGGGCUUCAGUUAUUGCUAAGUGAUGGGAAUCUUCAUUUCCAGAUUGUGAGUUAAAAAUUACAGCUUGUGGUACUGUGAAAGCUGGGUCACUUUUCUGUGAGUAAAACACUGGAGCUGGAUUAAUGACUCAAAUUAAUUGCUGGUGGAAUUAUACAAACAAUUUGGACAGCCUCAAUGUGGGAGUAAUUUAUCGUGAGGUGCUGUUUUAAAACUUAUGUUGGAGCAAAAGGAAGAAAUGUUUGAUAUUGGUUUUUGUCUACAGUACUGUAAUGGAAUUUCGAGGAAUGGGUGCUGAAGGUCUACCCCCUACUAUGAUGUUUAAUGCACAUUCGUGGGACAACUUGAGUGACGUUAAAUUUAUACUUUGUAAUCUGAUGUGAGAUGAUCUGCCCCUUCGGUUAACAAAAACAGCAAUUUUGCUGUAAAACACUAAGUAUUAAAGUGUGAAAGUAUUCAGCUAAGAUGUCCUGGAGGAAGAAUUAUUUCACACCGAACAAUAAUCUGCAGGGGAUGUUUAUGCCCCGGAGCACAACGUCUAUCGCGGCAAGUAAGGGACUAAUGAAUGAACCUGGGCAGAACAGCUGCUUUCUCAACAGUGCGUUACAAGUUCUUUGGCAUCUUGAUAUAUUUCGAAGGAGUUUCAGGCAGUUAACCACUCACAAAUGUAUGGGAGAUUCCUGCAUCUUCUGUGCUCUCAAGGGAAUCUUCACUCAGUUUCAAUAUAGCAAAGAAAAGGUACUGCCAUCUGAUGCCUUGAGGAGUGCUCUUGCCAAAACCUUUCAAGAUGAACAACGCUUUCAGAUGGGGAUCAUGGAUGAUGCUGCAGAAUGUUUUGAAAAUAUCCUCAUGCGAAUACACUUUCACAUUGCUGAUGAAACGAAGGAGGACAUUUGCACAUCGAAGCAUUGUAUUCCACACCAGAAAUUUGCUAUGACUUUGUUUGAGCAGUGUGUUUGUACCAGCUGUGGUGCAACAUCCGACCCACUGCCUUUUAUCCAGAUGGUGAACUACAUUUCUACAACUGCAUUAUGUAAUCAAGCGAUUCGAAUGAUGGAAAGACGUGAGAAACCGACGCCUGACAUGUUUGGAGAGCUUCUGCAGAAUGCAAGCACAAUGGGUGAUCUUAGGAACUGUCCGAGCAACUGCGGUGAGAAGAUUAGAAUCCGUAAAGUAUUGAUGAACUCUCCUGAGAUAAUCACUAUUGGUCUGGUCUGGGACUCGGAUCAUUCUGAUCUUGCCGAAGAUGUUAUUCACAGUCUUGGAACAUGCCUCAAACUUGGAGAUCUAUUCUAUCGAGUGACGGAUGACAAAGCUAAGCAUACAGAGCUUUAUUUGGUCGGCAUGGUGUGUUACUAUGGCAAACACUAUUCUACCUUCUUCCUCCAAACAAAAAUUCGCAAAUGGAUGUAUUUUGAUGAUGCUCAUGUGAAAGAGAUUGGACCCAAGUGGAAGGACGUUGUGACCAGAUGCAUUAAGAGCCAUUAUCAGCCAUUACUACUUUUGUAUGCAGAUCCAAGAGGCACUCCUGUAUCUGCACAAGAUCUACCCGUAGCAGACACCCAUCAGUACAGCCGAACUUGUUAUGAUAGUGAAGAUUCAGGAAGGGAGCCAUCUAUAUCCAGUGACAGCAGAACAGAUUCUUCGAAUGAGAGCUACCAUUACAAGCACAGUCAUCAAGAGUCGAUGGUCAGCCAUUUCUCAUCUGAUUCACAGGGUACAGUGAUUUGCAACAUGGAAAACGACACAGCUUCUCAAAGCAGCAGGGAUACAGGGAUUUCUGUGGAUAGAAGGCGAAGUUCCAGCCGACCUAGGCGCCCUGACAAUCGCGGGAAACCAGAGAAGUCAGAUGAAAUUCCCAUUUGUGGUUAUCACAGUGAAGGCGAAACAUUGAAAGAGAAACAAGCCCCAAGAACUGGACCGAAACCUGCUACGAGUCGAUUGAAGGACUUCAAAGAAACUGUGAGCAACAUUAUUCAUAACCGACCGUUGCAUAAUCAAGACCAGGGCAACAACAAACCCAUUCCUGCAAAAUUGGUGGACUCUGUAGAUAACGGAAAUUUCCGAAUGUCAAUUGGACGCUCACGAGACUGGGAAAUGGAGAGCACGAGUGGUGAAUCCAAAUCAAGUUCAUCGAGCAGAUCGAAGACUUACCUGUGGAAACCUAAACGCGAGGUUCUUAAUAUUGAUAGUAUCUUCACAAAAGAGAGAAAAAAGCCUGGCUCCAGUCCACAAAUGGCUUCAUUGUCUGAAGACGGUGCUAAAGAUUCUAACCACAAUAAGACUGAAAGUUCAAUAGAAGUUGGAAGUGCUCCUUUGACAUUAGACAAUUCAAAAAAUGAAGGAAAAGACAUUCAGAUUAAUAAUAACGACAAAUAUGAGAAGACUGGGUGUUCAGGCAAAGGCAUGCAACAAGUUACUAUCCAAAGUUUGGGAGAAAGUGAACGUUUUAUUCAGAGAAUGGAAUCUGGCUACGAGAGCAGUGAACGCAACAGUAACAGUCCAGUAAGUUUGGAUACAUCAGUUUCUGAUGGGCUCCCAGGUGGAGUGCAGAAUUCCACUGUCAAUCCUUUCAGGGAAACUUGCACUAAGAAAGCAACCAUUUCUGGUCCUUCAUGGAAAACAGUUCCCAAGUCCAAGAGCAGCAGUGCCUUACAACAAGAAUCAUCUGCAGCUGCCAAGAGCUGGGUGCAUUUGCAGCAGAUUCCCAACGAAAAUUACAGUAAUCCCAUGCGAAGUGAGUUGGAUGAGUUGGAAGAGGAGAUUAAAAGAAGAACUAAAGAGGAGGAACUGAGAAGAAAGAAACUGAGGGAUAAGGAAGCAGCAAUGGUAUUUAAUCCCCGACCGAGCAAGUUCAUGGACCUGGAUGAACUACAAAAUCAGGGGAAGACUGACAAGUUUGAGAGAUCAUUGCAGGAGGUAGACUCUCUAUUAGAACAGUCUUUCCGUCUUGAACAGAAGGAUGACUUGGCUGCAGCGCUCAAUCUCUGCAAUGAAGCUGUGUCUAAACUAAGACUUGCUAUGCAUGAAGGCAGUGCCAUCACACACAGCAGAGCCCUUGCUGAUAAGAAGCUGCAUAUUUGCAUGAAGAAGGUUCGAAGUCUGCAGGAGAGCAUGCAACCAUCCACCCACUCCCCACCAACUGGGGACUCUGUGACUGAAUGCAAAAGUAUGCAGGCUGGCCAGGUCCAAAUACUGUUAGCAUCGGAGAGAGUAAUGGAACCCAUCAGUGAGCCAGACCACAGGCCCAAACCUUCCCGUGCCCUGCCAGCCUCCCAUCACCAGCUACAAGUCCAACAUGCAUCCCAGUUACACAGCCCUCACUCCGAAUCGCAUGGCCAAGCUUUUGCUACAUCGACUUCUGAACUAAAAUGGAACCAAUCUGCCAGCUAUACCAAUGAGCUUCCGUCUUUCCGCAAAUGCAAUUGGGUUCAAGGGGAGAAGGUGGAGGAGAAAUGUGUAAGUGGUGCAGUGAACAUGUGUCAGGUGAAAAAUAAUGAUGAACCAGUGGACGAGUCACUGGACUGUUUCCCACACAAUUACAAACUGAAAAUGAACAAACAUGGCUCCUUGCCUUUGCUUACUUCUGAAUAUGGAGACAUAAGUCACACAUUUUCCUCACCGUCUCCCCACUGUCAGGUGUUGACACCAAGAGAUGAAAUAGAUUUGUAUCCAAAGAUCAAGCCUCAUUCUCUGUAUUUCAAUUCAAGGCAACUUGAAUUGAACACGACUGAUACCAGUAUAUCUCCAUCUACAACUUUGUCGUCCACGAACUUGAAGUGGACCUCUGACCAACCUUCUACUCCUGAAGCAAUUUUGAAUUUGGAGUUCAACUCAAAGAUUGAAGGUACCCAUUCACCAAAGAUCAAGACAACAGUUGAUAUGGGUAAUGUACAGUCAACAACAGCACAGAUUCAAAGAUUAAAUGCAACGCUGGGCCAGGGAAAUGAAGAUGUUAAUUACAAAAGAGUGCAUUCCAAUUCUCGGCCAAAGAAAAUGGAUCAGGAAGUAUUGCAGCUACCUCUGAAUAAUAAUCAACAGGUAGCGUUUCUUCAGAGCAAGGAUCAGUUGGACAGUGAAAAGUGGCCUAUUGACAGCUUGUAUUCUUCCCAGGUUUCAGAUGCACCAUUAGAUUGUAAAACUGAGGCACCUGCUCCUCUACCAGUACCUUCAUACAGACCAAAGACAAAUACUGUUGCAAGAGAUCUGAGCUGCCAUUCUGGUGCAUCAGAUUUUCUAUCUGACCCUCCAACAGAUGAUACAUGUGAUCAAAAAUACCAACGUAUUGUCCAGUCACUUUUCGGAGACACCUGUUUAAACAACAACUCUGGUUCGAUUAGACAGCAGCAUGAACAUUCCACAAGUUCUCCUGUACCUGUAGACCACUGGAUUGAUGAUAUAAGAAAACAUUAUGUGCCUCGGUCAGAUUGCCGAAACAGUGAACAGCAACACCUGCAUAGUAAACAGCCCAGCCAAGAAAGUAACACGCAUGGUCAUGGGCAACACAUGCAGCUGAUUAAUGCUAAAGAUCAGGACAUACAGCUGGAGUUUUCAGAGCUGGAAUCCCUCUAUCAAGCAAGUCUGCAAGCUUCGGAUAAUAGGAGAUACUUACCAGGUAGACAAUUGGCCGAGAAAGUCACCAGGCAAAGUAGCGUUAAACCAGUUUCUGCACAAAACGCUACAAGAAAACACUUCUCUCCGCCUGAAAGAGGGCGAUCAAAGACUCCGACUGCAGAGAUUGAGCGCAGUGCUUAUCGAGCAGCUGUACCAGUGAGCACAAAGGUGCAUUUCAAUGAGUUUUCUCCAAGAGAAAACUUGGAAAAUGACAGUUACAGUGCAGAGAAUUUCCGUCGUAUUGCUCGCAGCCUGAGUGGAACCAUCCUCGCCCACAGAGAGAAUCCUGUGGUUAUUCCUCACAGUAUCGAAACAACAAAUGUGAGAAAACAAGUGGAGCCUCAAAACAGAUCAGUCAGUUCCUCUUCAUUGACUGCGACCAAAGGCCCCUCCCCUGAUCCUCUUGUGUUAGCCUCCUACCCUCAACAUCAUCCCUUCCUACCACAACACCUCUCGUUUGAUCCACUUCAGCCCAACAUGUCUGGUGAUGCAAACAGAGCUUCAGACAAGAACAUCGAAAAACUACUGGCUGUGUUUGACCGGGGUGAAGCUCUCAACCACGAAAACUACCAGAGUGUUGCAGUGAACUAUGGUACUUUGCCACGCUCGGAGAAGAGAAUAACCUUAGGACAGAGACCCAUCAGGAAAGACCAGAUUAAUGUUGCAAACAUAAUCAAGCAGAGAAUUACUCAAGCAGUUCUUCCUGAUAAGGCAAAGGUCGAACAACUUUGCAAAGAUCCACCAAGCAUGGCAACACUGAGCAGGUCACCAUAUCAAACCACACCUGAGGUGCCUGAUAGUUUUGACACUUUUCCUGGGAAUUACAGAUUGAGGCAUGGCAUUGGCCAGAAUACUUCUCCAAAAGGCAACUUCAUGACAAAUACUUUGGAACCUCAGAAAUCUUGCUUUAAGUCUUCACGGUCCACUGUUUCAGGUCCUCUUCGUCUUGAUGUACCUCCUGAUGAGGAUUGGAGGAAGACAGUUUACACCCAGUCUCAGCACAGUGAUAGGAGGUGUUUGCCCAGCAGAACUGUUGCAAGGACCAAUGGUACUGGUGUGUAUUCAAGGAGGCCAUUAGCUGAACAGACUACUUCACGACCUGCCACCAGAGGUUGCCCGUGUGCUCUAUGCCAGCUGGUUCUCACAGAUGCUGGUGAGGUCUACUGCCAGAACUGCAGUCAGUAUAUGGCACGAUUUAAACAACGACACUGACCUUGGUGAUCAGGCCAAAACCAAUGAUGGGUUUCGCGGCAAUUAUCUUAAAGUAGACUAAUGCUGGGACUAAAAACUGAUAUUGCUACUAACUGAAUGUAUAGUAACUCUGUAAAAGUUAUCACUUAUCAGCUGUGAUAUUGAGAAUUGAUAGUGCGUUUAAUGAUUAGUAUAAAUGAAAACUGAUGAAGGCUUGAGAUAGAAUUAUUUAAAUUAUAAAAUAAAAAAUAUUUGGUUAUUAUUUAGAAAUUAAGUUUGAAGUUCUGAUGCUGGAUGUAGCAACUGCACUGCUAUCCUGCAGAUGUACAUAACUAUUGCAAUUCUGCAAUGUAAUCUGACCAAGUAGUCUCUAGACACUGAUAAUUUGGAUCAUUACAUUGAGGUAAAAUGUGAAACAUCUCUACUACAGUAGAAUGAUCUGAAUGCAUUUUAUAGUUUACAUGUUGUUAAGUUGUACCAGAAAUUUUGCAGUACACAAUUUAAUUUGCCCAAUUAAAAUUAAAAUUAAUUGUUGAAAUAUUUUGUAUUAAAAUAAGUACAAGGACCACCUUUGUGAUGUUUCUUAACAUAAACCUCAAAAUCUAUGUAGGGCUUGAUGGUUUCAACCUCAAAAAAAUGAUAUUAAAAGUUUAAAUCUAGCUACCGGAUGUUUAAAAUAAAAAUACCGGAUGCUAGAAAUACUCACCAGGUCAGGCAGUACCUGGGAAGAGAAAAUGGGUAACAUUUAGGUCAUCAGUCUGAAUUGUUAACUCUUGUUUCCCACUUACUGGAUGUGGUCUGAUCUACUGUGUAUCUCCAGCGUCGUACUGGAUGUGGCCUGAUCUACUGUGUAUCUCCAGCAUCUGUACUGGCGAUGGAUGUUUAAUGUUUUCAUCUACAUUUUCUUUCUAAUUUAUCCAAGGUGUUUUGCAAAUUUGAUUUGUUAGGUUACUGGUUUUACAAAUAAUGGAGCGUGGAAUUGGGUGGAUCAGCAAGGUUCUGUAGAAUCUGAACCCUGUUGUUCUUUCAGUGUGUAUUUCUGCAGCAACUGAUCAACUUCACAUGCAGGAAUCUCAGAUGUUGGAACUCGAAGUGUAUUAAAUGAUCAACCAGUGUGCAAAUUCAGCUUUCUGUCCAGCUUUAAUGCAAUCCUAAUUUGUUUGGUUGCGUACUUGGUUUCUUGCCAAUUGUGAACAAGUUUUUAUUUUUGUAACACUCAUGUAAGAGCAAAAACGCAUUGACAUUCACUGUCUUGUGGAAAUGUAUAUAAUAGAAACUCUAUUUGAUUUUGGAUCUAAUGUUAGGGUAUGGAUAUUGUUUCACAGAGGGCCACCAGGGAUAAGAUGCUGCUGUACACUCAGAAUAAUGAAGGAUGGAGGUUAAAUGUAAUUAUUGAAGUGUGUGUGUUCUCGGACAUUGAGCUUGAGUGUGAUGAUGUGACAAAUAGUGGAAAAGGAGAUUGGAUGUAUGAAGAUCGGAUAAUUAGCAGGAAGUUAGAAGGCAAUGAGACGGCCAUAUUCAACGGGUUCCAGCCCAAAAUAAUCUGCUGGACCCAGAGGAGCUUGCCUUCAAUUUCCUCUUAUUCAUCUAUUAUUUUUAUGAUGUGCAUUAUACUGCUUUGCGGAAGUUUGUAAAGCCUUGCCAAUUUUCCAAACUGCUAAAGAUCUAUGUGAAGUGUCAGCAGUCAAUGCUUAAUAUAAGCUGUUGUAAUGUCUGCUGUUACAUGGAAGUAACUGUUCCACCGGUGAGAGGAAAGUUAUUUUCUGCUGUUCACACCCUUGUGUAUAUCUUGUAAAGAUUACUGAAUUUAAAAGUUACGGGUGUACAUUUGUGGAGUUGAAGAAUUUAUUGCAGAAAAUGGUUUACAGAUUUUUACUGUACUUUCAUACUUGUCUGCUUAGAAUGCUUGAUAUUAUUGCUAAUGUAUUCUUGUUAAAAUGUGUACAGCUAUUACAGCCGAUGAAAUGUGAACUGGAAAAUGUAUGUACCAAUUGGUAUUUAAUUGCAGUGCUAGGAAAUGCAACUCAUAUUUUUGCAAUAAAGUAUCCAAAUGUG